GGCGUAUUGGCGGGCUGCAUCAUCACCGCUAUCCUCUAUCUCUUCGCCGUGCUCCAGCAACAUGUGGGGCAGGAGCGCAGGAGGCCAUCAGUGGAUGUGGAUGCGCGCCUCCGCGCCAUUGAAGAGCAAGUGGCGCGGAUGGCAGCGGCGGACGUGGUGGGGGUGGUGAGGGAGGAGGUGGGGCGCGUGGGCGGGCAGGUGGAGGCGGUGCAGGCGCUGCAGCGAGCCAGUGCGCAGGCUGGGGGGGAUAGAGGGGCGGCGCUGGAGGCGAGGGCGAGGGAGGCGGAGGAGAGGGCGGCGCAGCUGAACGACACGGUGGGGCGCCUGCAGGCCGCUCUCAGGCAGCACAGCGCCACCAUCGCUGCCAUGCAGGCAGUGGAGCAGGCAGCAGCAGGGGCGGCAGGUGCGGAAGGGGGGCGGGCGCUGGGCAGGACGGUGGUGGAGGAGGACCACCCGGGGCGAUGGAGGCAGCACACCUUCCACCGCACCGGCGCCUAUGGCUUCAUCCAGUACAGUGCGUACCGGGUGUCAGCGGCGCGCAUAGCGGUGGUGGGGAUGGGCGCACUGGGGCUGCGCAGCAAGCGGCGAGUGGAGGGGUGCUGGUGGCACCGCCUGGACGGGCACACGGUGAUCGCGGGCAAGCUCACGCAGAUGGUCAUGGAGGAGCACCACAACUACCUCUACGAGCUGGUGGUGCUGCAGUGCGCGCUGGAGGAGGAGGUGGCGGAGACGGGCGGGCAUCUGCGCAUCUUCCUCGACCGCCAAGUGCUCUUCCCCUUCCGCGAAGACACCAAGGAGAAGAUAGACAACGGAACGGGACCCAUGCCGUACCGCUUGGCGUACUGCGGCCCCCCCAUGCACGCGGAGAUGGAGCAGCGCAGCGUGCAGCAGUUCAUCGCCUACCACCGCUACGCCGCCGGCUACGACCACUUGCAGCUGUACGACGCCACCGCCGUCACGCCCGCCCUCACAGCGGCGCUGCAGCCGCUCAUGGACGACGGGCUGCUGACCAUCGCUGACUUCCGCCAGGCCUACCAGUUUGACUCCUGGUACUUCUCCCAGGCGGUGGCGAUGCACGACUGCAUGUAUGGCAUGCGGCAACGCGCGGACUGGAUAGCCUUCCACGACCUGGACGAGUACCUCGCACUGCCCCCGCCCGCCUCCGUGCCCGCGCUGCUGCAGCGCUACGCCGCACUGCCCUACAUCACACUCGGCAUGUACGUGUUCAGCGCGCACCUGUGUGAGGAGGGGCCCGAGGACGUGUGGAGCGACGAGGAGAAACGCUUUGCGGUGGAGCGCAUGGUGCAGCGGCGGGCGACGCCGUACUGCCUGCGUGCUGAGGACGACCCGAAGCUGUGCAUCGACUACUACGGCCACCGCAAGACGUUCCUCAACCCCCGCAAGGUGGAGGCGGUGUACGUGCACCUGGUGGACAAGCCGGCCACGGGCGGGGUGGACCUGAGUGUGGACGAGAUGUACUUCGCCCACCUGCGCUCGCUCACCGGCAAGGCCGUGGCGUGCCGCCCGCCCACGGACAAGGAGAACGACCUGCCGCCCGCGGAGCUGGAGAGGUGCACCACCGUGGCUGAGACCGCUGCGCGCGCCCGGGAGUGCGCCCAGGAGGGCUUCUCCAACCAGGUGGGCCGGUGGGCAGGGCCGAGGGGUCGUUGGGUGCGCUCUAUGAUGGGUCUCCGUGCCUCCCCCACCACUGCUGCUAUUGCCUGCCCUGUGCGUGGCUGGUGUGUGUGCUGCACCACUCACGCCCCCCACUCCCCUAUGUUUUCCUCUGCAGUUCCUGUGCAAGCCCAGAGCCACACGCUAGCUGCCUCUCCACACGCCUGCCAUUUGCUCCGCCUGCCGCCGUGCAGCAGUAACCUGCCAUGCCCACCUCGUUCCAAGGGGAAGGGGCAUGCUUCGAGCAACGCACUUGCUGUGCCAUGA
This is a messenger RNA of Closterium sp. Naga37s-1, 1941 nucleotides long. Lineage: Eukaryota; Viridiplantae; Streptophyta; Zygnematophyceae; Desmidiales; Closteriaceae. The record is from the annotation of a GenBank genome assembly.